Molecule: messenger RNA, 645 nt
Organism: Hypoxylon trugodes
Lineage: Eukaryota; Fungi; Ascomycota; Sordariomycetes; Xylariales; Hypoxylaceae
Product: GTP-binding nuclear protein GSP1/Ran
Exons: 5
Coding region: 1-645 (214 amino acids)
Biological process (GO): protein import into nucleus; ribosomal subunit export from nucleus
Cellular component (GO): cytoplasm; nucleus
Molecular function (GO): GTPase activity; GTP binding
Source: RefSeq, a predicted model, not a curated record
AUGGCCGAGUCACCUACUUUCAAGCUCGUCCUUGUCGGCGAUGGCGGUACUGGAAAGACCACCUUCGUCAAGCGUCACUUGACUGGUGAAUUCGAGAAGAAGUAUAUGGCCACUCUUGGUGUCGAGGUUCACCCUCUUGGCUUCACGACCAACUUCGGUAACAUCACCUUCGAUGUGUGGGAUACCGCCGGUCAGGAGAAGUUUGGUGGUCUCCGUGAUGGUUACUACAUCAACGGCCAGUGCGGUAUCAUCAUGUUCGACGUAACGUCCCGAAUCACCUACAAGAACGUCCCCAACUGGCACCGUGAUUUGGUUCGUGUCUGCGAGAACAUCCCCAUUGUUCUCUGCGGUAACAAGGUCGACGUGAAGGAGCGCAAGGUCAAGGCCAAGACCAUCACUUUCCACCGCAAGAAGAACUUGCAAUACUACGACAUCUCCGCUAAGUCCAACUAUAACUUCGAGAAGCCCUUCCUCUGGCUCGCUCGAAAGCUCGUUGGCAACCCUCAACUGGAAUUCGUCGCUGCACCCGCUCUUGCGCCCCCCACUGCCCAGGUCGACCAAGAGCUCCUUAAGCAAUACCAGAAGGAGAUGGACGAGGCUGCUAACAUGCCGCUACCGGGUGAGGACGAGGAUGAUGACUUGUAA